Molecule: messenger RNA, 2142 nt
Organism: Melampsora larici-populina 98AG31
Lineage: Eukaryota; Fungi; Basidiomycota; Pucciniomycetes; Pucciniales; Melampsoraceae
Exons: 7
Coding region: 1-2142 (713 amino acids)
Source: RefSeq, a predicted model, not a curated record
AUGUCCAACCGGCGCGCUCACAAUACCCCACCUGCCUUUCUACUUGAUAGCAAUCCGGAAAGUUUUGGUCACGGAACCAUGAUCAAUCAACAUUAUGGGAUUUCUCAACCCAACAGCAUCCCUACGUAUCCUUACCAUACGCGUUCUGCUGCAAUGACGAUGGCAAACCAAAACCCGAUGACCCCUCAGGCCAUACCAUAUCCGUACCACCAAAGCCCUGUCAGCCAGCAGCACAACUCUCCAGUAUCAGCUUUAUAUCCACCAGGACAACUCGAUCUCAAUCUUGAUCAAGAAUUCUCCCUUCCAUCAUCCAACAGCAACUCCAUUCCUGCCAACAACUCGAAUCAAUUUGUGUAUCCUGAUCAGUAUCUUGCAUACUCUGAAUAUCAGCAAUCGUUGGAAACUCAAGAAGAUCAUUUAGGAAACACAUUCAAUAUGUUUCCCACUGAUUGUACAAACUCGAAUAUCAUCUUUGAUUCGGUCUCACCUUUACAUCCUCAAGAACCUUCUGGCUUUUCCAAUCCAGCCUUUUCUUCCAAUUCAGUCUCGCCUUUACGAUCUAGACACAAUUCAAACUUUUCCAAUGAAGUCUUGCCUUUAAAAUCGAGUCAAUAUUCUACCAAUUCUAGUCAACAUUCUGCCAUUCCAAAUCCAAUCUUACCUUCUAGACAACCUUCCAACAGUGGUGCAAUGAUGGAUCUUGGAGUCUCAACUGAAAUAGAGGUGGAUAGUGAUCGAAUUAGUGAUGGAAGUCUCCCAGAUGAGGAUGACCUGUUCAAAGAGGACGAGGAAGACUUCAACAGCAAGGAUGAGUUGGAAAUGGAUCAACUCAGUGACCAAGCUAGUGCUCACCCAAACGAACCUCCGAUCCAUCCAGAAACGGCCAAUUUAAUUCCUAACCCCUGCCGAAAGCUGAUCAUAACAUUCAACAUCUGGGUACUCAAAUUUCCACCGGGUAAGCCACCUGAAGCCAAAGGGAAGAAUACGGGAAAGCAGGGAAAAGGAGGUGGUAGCAAAAUCCCGAAGUCAUUACAGCCUAAAUGGAUCGACAAAAAACCACGAUAUGCAGUCAAGCAAUCAAUGAAUUUGCACGGUCACGACUGGUUGACGUUUCGCAACCAAGUUUUCGAAUAUUGUGAUGAAGCAGAGAAAGGAGUAUUACCUGCUUUAAAAGCUGCAUAUAGAGAUCGGACGCUGACGAUCGAAGGGUGGAUAAAUGGCUCUGCUGAGCACAAAAAAAAUGAUAAGGCUGUGAUUAAGGAUAAGGCUACCUUCAAGGAAUUUGUGGACGCUGCUCUAGCCAUGCCUUCUGAUGUAAAGAUGGGUCUCAGGAUGGUUCAUCCAAAUAACCCUAAGGAUGAUGAGGAUUCUAAUUGCCACUUGUACAAAGUAUUUAACCGGCAUGUGCAGGAGCCUGAACAAGAUUCAGAUCAAUCCGAAGGAAAAGAUGAGCCAGAGGAACGUACUGCUGCAGAUGUUGAUCCAGUCACUCAGAAAUACAACCUCCUAAUGUCAAAAUUUGAAAAUAUAUUCCGAUCCGGUGAAAACGUUGGAGCAGCACCUAAUCCAACAAAUCUUGAGGAAGUUUUGGUCUUGAAUACUGACAGAGUACGCAUGUGGGCCCGCGACUGGGAUCAAGGAGAAGAUGGGGUUGAUGAAAUCAACCCUCCUAUGCAUCGUGCUGGAUGGGAAUACGUUCCAUCUACCAGUGAUCGACCAGAGCCAAAUGGCUCUUUCCAAACCCAUUCUGCUCAGAUUCCCCAAACCAUCAACAAUUACAAUUAUUUUGGAGAUCAGCACUUGCCACACAUCCCACAGGCAAUUCCAGCAACACCAGCAUUUCCACCUACUACGGCUCCACCCCCACGUGAUGAAUCACCUGCACCUAGACCCUAUCCACCUUUUGAACACUUUUUGGACUGGGCCGGGGUAACACCUAACUUCACUAAGGCUCGGGAGGUUUUAAAAGAUCAAGGUAUUGAUGACUUUGGUCGAUUGCUGGACCGUGAUACAUAUAGUUUAUCUAAUCUGAACAGCAUUGGUAUCCCUUUUGCCCAAGCUGCUGAUAUAUUCAAAGCAGUCCUACCAUACAAUCGCAAUCUUAAAAAAAGACCUCUUCAAGGCGGUGCUAUCAUACAAUAG